CGCUUUCAUUAAUUGUUAAGAUUACACUAACUCUUCAUUUUUUUUUGAAUAAAUGAUAACUUAUACUACUAUCAAAUAUUUCGCAUUAAAACAAUCAUAUUGAUAUCAUUUUACCCGUGAAUAUUUAAUUUAUUGAAGUUCUGGGAAUAGUUUUUUUCCCUUCUGAUCUCACUAUUUAUUCAACGAAUCGAAUCAUAUCUAUCAUAUGAAAAGAACUUCAACUUUCUGAAGAUGAAUACAACCAAUUUGUCAAAUGAUAAUAAUAAUUCUUAUCAAGAAGCUACUUCAUUUCAAACAACUUCUAUUGACUAUCAUUAUAUAAUUGCUAUAGCAUAUGUAUUUGUUCAAACAACAAUUUGUUCAAUUGGAUUUUUAUUGAAUUUGAUCAAUUUCAGUGUAUUUAUACGUAAAAGGUUUACAGCAUCAGCUUAUGUAUUGAUGACAGUUCUAUCAUUGGCUGAUGCAAUAACAUUAGGAGUAAGAAUACCUCAAGGGUGUAUUUUCCUUCCACAUCUAAGUCAUCAUGCAACUGAUGCAGCUAUAUAUAUUUACAUGUAUAGUAUAUAUGUUGAAACUCCAGUGACAAAUAUGUCAGAGAAUAUCAGUGCUUGGUUAACUGUUGCACUUGCAAUUGAACGUUAUAUAAGUAUGAAACAUUGGUCAAUUUCAAAAAGAUAUUUUACACGUAAAAAUACACGUAAUUUAAUUUGUAUAAUAUGUAUAGUAGCAUUUAUUUUCAAUAUACCAUAUUUUGCUAUUCAAAGAGUAUCAUUAAAAUAUGUAAAUGGUGUACUACAAUUACACAGUGAUUUAACAGAUUUCUCAUUAUCAAUAUAUUAUGCAUUCUAUUCUUGGUUACGUAUUGUAUUUGUUCAGAUUAUUCCAUUAUGUUUUCUAUGUUUAUCUAAUUGUCUAUUAUUUAUUCUUGUAUCACAACAUAAUCGUCGAUUUACAAAUCAAACAAAUUGCAAUUCUCAUAGUUCACAAUAUAAAUCAUCUAGAAAGAAUUUUAAUAAUGAUAUCAAUGUAAAUGAAGGUAAAAUUCAAACAGAAGUUAUACAACAUGAUUAUUGUACAGAUAGUUCAAAGUAUUAUUGUAAACAAGAGAUAGAUAAGAAAUGCAAAGUUCAAUCUCUUAAUGUUUCUUUAGUUAUCGGUGGAACAAUAAAUAUGCCAAAUGAUACUGAGAUGAUAUCUUCAAGGAAUACUAAUAAUAAUAUGAUAAAUACAACAAUAAAAUCAGAUCUACGUUCAAAAAGACGACAAAAUGCUCAAUCAAAGUUGACUAUCUUAUUGAUUGGAGUUAUCUUAUUAUUUCUAAUUGGUCAAGUACCUCAAGCAUUAGCUUAUGUCAGAGUAUUCACUGUACUUGGUGUUUGUUCAAUUGAUGAAAUACAAACAUGUAUAGCAUAUCAAAUGUAUCGAAUGAUUACAAUUAAUUUAGCUCAGUUUGCAUUUGCAUCAACUUUUGUCUUAUAUAUAUUUCUUAAUAAAGAUUUUCGUGAAACACUUAAGUAUACACAUUGUCAAAUUUGCUUAAAAUAUUAUAAACAAACUGAUAAUGAACAGCAUACAUUGAGAGAAACAAAUUAUAUCAGUGAAUAAGGAUCCAACUUAUCUAAAAUGAUAAUAAAAGCCAAAAGUUCUUUAUCUGAUGAGUUAUAUAUAAUUCACUGUAAUGAUUUACUUGUAGUUACUGUUUCACUGUUAAAAUUUUUUUGUUCUUUUCCCCUAGAACAAAAUGAAUAUACAGGUAUCCGAAAUGAAUGAUGAUAGGCAGAAUAACUUCAAUGAUUAUUGUUUCAAUAUGAAUUUAACAAACUUAACCAAUAAUUAUUUUGUAUAAUUCUACUCGAAAAUAAAGUUUACCUAUUAUACUG
Messenger RNA from Heterobilharzia americana, 1880 nucleotides. NCBI's taxonomy places the organism in Eukaryota, Metazoa, Platyhelminthes, Trematoda, Strigeidida, Schistosomatidae. The record is from the annotation of a GenBank genome assembly.